UUGAAAGAUUGGUUAACAGAAUAUAAUACUUUAUCUUUAAUUAAUAAAACUUUUUUAUUUGCAGUACUAUUUCAAAAUAUGUUUCAUGGAAACAUGCAAAGUGAAGUCUGUAACUGACCAAGUAGAUAAUAUCUGAAGUUUUCAGAACAUCUGAAAGAAUGGGUAUGAGAAUUAAACUACACAGUGCUGAUCACCCUAAUAAUCUUCUGAAGGAACUAAACAAGUUUAGGCUUUCCGAAAUCAUGUGUGAUGUCAUAAUUGUGGUGGGAAAUCGGGCGUUUUCAGCCCACAAGUCUGUGUUGGCAUGCGCUGCCGGUUACUUCCAGAAGCUGUUUCUCAACUCAGAGGUGAACUCCGUCAGAACAUAUGUGGUAGACUUCAUCACACCAGCCAACUUUGAAAGGAUCUUGAACUUUAUCUACACCGCAGAGCUUUUCACAGAUCUCAUCAACGUGGGCGUCAUCUAUGAGAUGGCAGAGAAGCUGGGAAUGCAGGAUCUGCUGAAGGCUUGUUACUCCACAUUCCCCGACUUGGAAAAAACACAAUCGAGCAAAGUGGGAGAACGGCCAGCGGAAGACUACGCGCUUCUCCCCCUGCCCUCCAAUGAACAAAACCCGCCCAGUGGAAAUUCGAGGACCACAGCAUCGCAGUUUUGUCAAAAUCGAGAUUACAUCAUGCAGGUGGAGGUGGCAGAGGGGUUCAAGAGUGAAGAAAGAAAUCCCACCAGUGAAAAUGGACCCUCUGUGAUGUACCAGCAAUCAACGAAAACUGAAGAUAGCCUGAAGAUGGAAUACAGCCAGCCCACAUCCACUGAGAGUGUUCCCCUGACCACCAACAAAACCCCUUGUGAGCUGUAUGGGAUUCAAAGUAAUGGAUAUUAUCAGACCAAUUUACUGAUGGCUGGAGAAUCUCUGAAAGAAGGUGGAAACAAUGUUGACCUCCAAGAUCAUUCACUGAAGGAAAUGGAAUGCAUGCAGUUUGAAGGUAUUGAAGCGGAUGGCCUUAAUUUUGAUGAGCACCAGGAGAGUAGAGGUGCUUCUGAAGAGGUAAUAGAGCUGACAGAUGACAGUGAAGAUGACAGUCUGGUGUGUGUCAAGGACUGCAACACUGAAGGCAAGAGCAUGCCGUGCCAGGUGUGUGGCAAGGAGUUACCGGCUAACAUCGCAGUGAUUCGGCAGCAUGGCAAACUCCACAUUGAUGCCAAGGAGGGGCUGUGCAGAGUGUGUGGCACAAAGUUCACUGACAGGAGCUCUCGAAUCACCCACGUUUUGUCUCACGUUGGAAUUUUCCUCUUCUCGUGUGAUAUGUGUGAAAUGAAGUUUGUGACACAGUGGCAAGUGGCUGGACACAGGAAAGCCAAACCAUAUGAUACUAACAUUAUUGUGCAGCCCAAUGCCAUGCUCCCACCUGAGCCCAAUUUUGGGGGCUCUCCAACGGAACUCUUCUGUGCAGUCUGUGGAAAGGCCAUGGCUAAAGACUAUCUCGCUGUGAAAGAGCACAUUCUUUCUCACCUUAACAUGAAAAGCCUUGCCUGCUGCGUCUGCAAGCAGCCUUCGAGAUCUGUCUGUAGCCUGAUGUGGCAUGUUUUGUCCCAUAUGAAUAUAUCUAUUUUUUCCUGUUCUGUAUGUGGUAAUAGCUUUGUAGAUCGAACAAUUCUAGAGCAACACAUGGCCUCACAUCAGGGUAUGAAGUAUUUAUUUGAAUGUCAUUUUUGCAGUAGAAAAUUCCGACUGGAGGCUUCUUAUCAAAAUCACGUGAAGAUCCACAAGAGGCAUAACUCGGACAAUGCAAAGGGUGUUACUGCUCAACACCAGUGGCUCAAAAAGACUUUAACAACGUCACUGUCAGACGAGUCUAUGAGUGAUGGACAUGUGGCCACUCUACAGCAGGAGAACCUCAUCUCCCUUCCCUUAAACCACGGCAAGACCACCUACAAAGGGAACUGGUACGAAUGUGAGUUUUGCAGGAAGAGGUUUUCUCAUUCCAGUGAGUUUCAGUAUCACCUACGAAUUCACUCGGGGGAGAAGCCCUAUGAAUGUAAGCUGUGCCACAAGUUCUUCAGGGGACGAUCGACUGUCAAAAACCACCUAAAGACUCAUUCCGGAGCCCUCAUGUACUGCUGCACAGUGUGUCAGAGGUACUGUCCCACCCUCAACCUUAUGAUUAAGCAUGUGGAGAUGCACAAGGAUGGAGGCCUGCCUCCUGAUUUUAACAUUGCACAGACUUUUAUGUACAUUGUACAUUCCAAACAGUCAGUAAAAAUGAUGGACUAAUCUUUUAUUUUGAAAGGAAACAGACCCAAUGUUGGUGUGACAAACUGUAUUCUGAAUUAGACAUCAAAUAAAUUCUCAGAUAUAAAUCUGAACAAGCAUCA
Messenger RNA from Amblyraja radiata (thorny skate), 2374 nucleotides. RefSeq names its product zinc finger and BTB domain-containing protein 39-like. The record is from RefSeq and is a predicted model, not a curated record. NCBI's taxonomy places the organism in Eukaryota, Metazoa, Chordata, Chondrichthyes, Rajiformes, Rajidae. Gene Ontology annotation, biological process: regulation of transcription by RNA polymerase II. Gene Ontology annotation, cellular component: nucleus. The coding region runs from base 159 to 2273 and encodes 704 amino acids. The transcript has a single exon. Gene Ontology annotation, molecular function: protein binding; DNA-binding transcription factor activity, RNA polymerase II-specific.